This is a messenger RNA of Pangasianodon hypophthalmus (striped catfish), 2466 nucleotides long. RefSeq names its product transmembrane BAX inhibitor motif containing 1a (gene tmbim1a). Gene Ontology annotation, cellular component: endoplasmic reticulum; membrane; Golgi apparatus. Gene Ontology annotation, biological process: negative regulation of apoptotic signaling pathway. The transcript has 12 exons. Bases 450 to 1469 code for a protein of 339 amino acids. NCBI's taxonomy places the organism in Eukaryota, Metazoa, Chordata, Actinopteri, Siluriformes, Pangasiidae. The record is from RefSeq and is a predicted model, not a curated record.
AGAUAGAGGGGGAGAGAGAGAGAGAGAGAGAGAUGCCUACACACCCUGACACACUCCACAUGCUUUGUGAAUGGGAGAAAGUAGUUAAAUAAAUUAAGAAAUAUCACAAAAAAGGUCACUGUAGUGCCUGAAAGACACACACACACACACACACACACACACACACAGAGAGAGAGAGAGAGAGAGAGAGAGAGAGAGAGAGAGAGAGAGAGAGAGAGAGACAUCCUGGUCUGUAGCUCGUUUGGAUUAAAUUCUUGAAAACGUCAUCGCUUUAAAAACAAGGAAGUGUGUGUGUGUGUGUGUGUGUGUGUGUGUGUGUUUAAAGCAACCCUUCCACUUGCAGGAGCAGACUGAGUGUUUUCUUCCCUCUCUGGACACACAGACGCCAGAAGCUGCGGCUGGAGAGGAUCUUGUGGAUCUGCAGGAGUGUGUGGAAUCUCUGAGUCGGCAUGUCCAGGUCAGACUUCCCCCCGGGCUACGAUGAGUCGCGGCUGCUUUCAAAUCCUCAAUCUGGGGGUGUGCAGCCUUCCGCACCCCCUCCGGCCUACGAUUACUCUCCGUAUGGAGGUCAUCCACAGCCUGGACCCUACCCUGGAGCUCCCUACUCCCAGCCCUCUGCCCCUUACCCAGGGCAGCCUGGAAUGUACCCCCCGCAGCCAGGACUACCCGGCCAAGGGUACCCACCACAUCCAGGACAACCUGGUCAUGGGUACCCACCACCAAUGCCGCCCAUAAUCCCACCAACGAUACCCAUCUCUGACUCAGGUGAUGAUGGCUUCACCACGACGUCAGGAUGGGAGAGUGUGAACGUGCGACAUGCUUUCAUUCGCAAAGUGUAUCUGAUCCUUGCAGCUCAGCUCCUCGUCACAGUCAGCAUCGUGGCUGUUUUCACAUUUGUAAAACCUGUGCAGGAUUUUGUCAGGAAAAAUUCAGCAAUCUACUGGGCUUCAUAUGCAGUGUACAUCAUCACACACCUCGUGCUGGUCUGCUGUAAGGGACCCAGGAGGCGUUUCCCCUGGAACCUUAUCCUGCUCGCCCUUUUUACUCUGGCUUUGUCCUAUAUGACAGGGACGAUAUCAAGUUACUAUGAUACAAAGUCGGUGUUCCUGGCGCUGGGUAUCACUGUGAUCGUCUGCAUCGCUGUGACUGUCUUCUGCUUCCAGACAAAGGUGGAUUUCACCAAAUGCGGAGGUCUUUUCUGCGUCCUGGGAAUCGUCGUCUUCGUGACUGGAAUCAUCACCGUAAUCGUACUGUCAUUUAAAUAUAUCCCGUGGCUUCAUAUGCUGUAUGCUGCUAUUGGAGCGAUCGUGUUCACACUGUUCCUGGCCUAUCACACGCAGCUCCUUAUCGGGAACAGGAAGCACUCGAUAAAUCCAGAGGAGUACGUGUUCGCCGCUCUCUCCAUCUACGUCGACGUCAUUCAGAUUUUCCUUUUCCUCCUGCAAAUCAUCGGAGCUUCUCAAAGAUAGGAGUCGCCUUAGCUGUCGCUGAACCUCUUGCCUACUACGCACUUUCCUGCAGUUACAAUCAUGAUGCAUUUACUGAAUAUUUUGAGCAAAAAGUGUAUCAGAUAGCAGACAUUAGCAUCAUUUAAAGGCUUCUUCUUAACAUCAGGACAUUUGUGCUGAAUUUAGGAUGCUGGUUUACUCCGGAAAUGCCUUCUUAAUUAAUCUUUAUAUUAAGUUUACGAGCUGGGAAUAUAUUUUAUACACACUGUAUUGAUUAUGUUUUGAUAUGAGCUGGAGUUUUAUUUGUACUAAUUCUGAAUUUUUAAUGCUGGGGCCGUACGUAUCUCGUAGGAGUUUAACAUUUUGGGCUUUUUUUUUUUUUUUUUAAUUAUUAUUAAAGUUUAAUAAAGACGCCUGAACACGAUGGGCACUGAAGUGGAAGAUUUCUAUUAAAAUGAAUCUUAUUAAGAACAAUGAGUUUCAGAAAUAUUGGCACCCUUAAUAAGUCACUACAACAGUUAGUUAGUUAUUUCAAAUACAGUUUAAUCUACUAUAUAAAUAUAUCUGUAACAUAUGUAUAAAAUAUUAUAUACUUCUUGAAACAAGAGAAAAUCAACCCAGCAAAUUAAUUGUCUACAUCGUAAUGUGCAUGAUCUCUUUUCCAGCUCCGGUUUUCUACAGUUGAGUGCAAACUUUUGUGCACCCACAGAACAAGACAUAUUUUAUUCAUACCAAGACAUUUAGUCAAAAUUUCCCCAAAUAGUGUACUUAACGACAUUAAUAGUGAAACCAUCAGAUGAUAUUCGUCCACAAUUCAUUCAUAAUUUUUUUUCUUAAUGUUAAUAUUCUCUAAUCACUUGUACACUCAUCUAGCUUUAUGCACAUCAUGAAGUUCAAAUUUUUAAUCAAUACAUUGUAAUUUUUCCUUUUUUUUGGAGCAUGGAAGACAAACUUUUGCACUCAACUGCAUUUAACACUGACUACAAUGAAAUAAAACCAUGUUUUCUAUUUGUUUGAA